This is a messenger RNA of Tetrahymena thermophila SB210, 1206 nucleotides long. RefSeq lists its product as hypothetical. The record is from RefSeq and is a predicted model, not a curated record. The transcript has a single exon. NCBI's taxonomy places the organism in Eukaryota, Ciliophora, Oligohymenophorea, Hymenostomatida, Tetrahymenidae.
AUGAAUUUCAUUCCAUUCGAACUAAAUACUGAAGAAACUAAAUAACUAGAACAAUAAUAAACUUAAGCAGAAUUUUAAGAUUAAAUAAAUGCUGAAGAAGACUUUGAAAAAUAAAAUUCACAUUAAAUUAUUUGCUUUUAACAAAAAAAUAAUGGUUACAAAUAAGCUGAAUUUAUUUCAAUAAAUCCCUGCCUUUACUAAAAUUAAAAUACACUAAAUAUAAUGACAGGUUUAUUUAUAACAAAUGAUGGAAUUUUAAGAUUUUCAGCUUCAUUAGAUCCUAUCAGCUUAGGAUACUAGUAGUAAAUUGUUUAGCUUGUAGAAGAAAAAAAGAAUUUGGGCGUGAUUAAUAUUCAGAUGAGAAGAAAUGAGAAAUUCCAUAAAAAUAACAUAAAAGAUGCAAUUAAUUUUAUGCAAAAAGUUUAAAAUUGUGAUUAUAAUAAAGUUUUUGCAAUGCUUAGUAAAAAUUACAUGAUGUAAGAGUUUUUGAAUAGCCAAUUAGCUCAUAUUAAUAUGGAUAAUUUAUAGAUUGAAAAAGAUAAAGAAUUUCUUAAGUUUAUUAAUUUUUGCUACAAUUAUAUCGAUUUAUAUAAUUAAAAUAAUCCUAAUUAAAUGUAUUGGUAUUCCAUUGGUCGCUUAAAUCUUCAAUUAUAAGAUUUAGAAAAUGUAUAAAUGGGCUACUCCAAAGCAUAUCUAGAGUUACUAGGUCUAGAUAUUAACUCACUUUAACAGAUAUUUUUAAGAAAUAAACAGGUAGACUUACUUAGCAAGAAAGAAGAUAUAACAAGUUAAUCUAUUUAAGCACUGGAAGUAAUUGAGAAAUCACUUUAUGAAGAGAUAUAUUAAUCCAGUAUAACGACUUUUGAUGGAUUUACAAUUAAGAUUAUCCAAAAAAAGAGGAAUUUGAACAAUUUAUUUAAGUCGAAUUACAUAAUAAAUAAUUUAACUUGUGAGUAUAUUUUAACAUUUACAGAAAUAGAUGUUGAUAUCUAUGAAUUGGAAUAACUCAUUGACUAUAGGUAAAGGAUUUCUCAAAAUUGCUAAAAAUAAUAGUAAAACUUAGAUGAUUUGAUUAAAAGAGAACUUUCUUUCCGUUUUGAAGAUGUAGAAUAUUCUGUCUAAUCUUAGAAUUUUGUAGAAAAAUAUUAUAAUUAAAAUAUUUAAUAUCUCAAACAAUAAAAAUAUAAAUUUUAAUCUACAAAUUGA